AUGUUGACCCGAGAAAGCGGUCUCACCAUUGGUGAUGAAGGCGGCGAUGGCUGCCUCGGCGAUCUCGCCCUUUGCUGCACUGAGCCCAAGAAGCUGAAGCCUCGCGAUGAAGACCCUGACCCUGGCUCGUCAGAGGGCCGCGAGUUCCAAGCUCUGAUCCGCAAGUACAUGGAGAACCCGACCUGUCCCGUUGGCAAUACUAUCGCAGCUCUCAAGAUGGAAACGUCCCGGGGCCUAUGCUUGAAUGGCGUACUGGCUGGGCAGUCAGCCUGCCGUGAGAAUAAUGAGGACGUUACGCAACAUUAA
Molecule: messenger RNA, 306 nt
Organism: Metarhizium album ARSEF 1941
Lineage: Eukaryota; Fungi; Ascomycota; Sordariomycetes; Hypocreales; Clavicipitaceae
Product: chitinase
Exons: 1
Coding region: 1-306 (101 amino acids)
Source: RefSeq, a predicted model, not a curated record